AUGGAACGUGCAUCACCAAGGCAGGUACACAUGCAUGCCUACCUCCAUGUGGGAAAGAGUUGCCACCACCGUGGGCGUGAGGCCUUGGACGUUUUCAAUUCUGAGGGUGUCAAGCCGCACCUCACCCCCAACACGGCAUCUGACAAGUCCCACAUGGGAGCCGUGCAGUAUGGCCACUUUUACGUUGUGGUCAACAAGAUCGGAACCAUAUUCAACUACACGGACUUUGGCACUUUCAAGGCGUACAGGGUCGAGGGGUGGUGGCUGGACAACCUCUUGAAGUCCGGCAAGUUAACGCGUGAAACAUACUUGCACUUAGCCGCUCGCGCUACAAUUGGGUUCCAGAAACGUCUGGCGGAUUGA
This is a messenger RNA of Symbiodinium necroappetens, 363 nucleotides long. The record is from the annotation of a GenBank genome assembly. Lineage: Eukaryota; Dinophyceae; Suessiales; Symbiodiniaceae.